Messenger RNA from Spodoptera littoralis (African cotton leafworm), 1863 nucleotides. NCBI's taxonomy places the organism in Eukaryota, Metazoa, Arthropoda, Insecta, Lepidoptera, Noctuidae. The record is from the annotation of a GenBank genome assembly.
AUGUCAGGAUCCAAGAAAAUGAUACUACGGGUGCAGUCAGCAGAAGGUACCACACGCGUUGAGAUGUCCGACACGGAUGUGACGGCACAGUUAUUUGAACGUGUGUACGAGAGCCUCCACCUGAACACAUUCGCAUUUGUAUUACACAAGGACAGACAACGCAAAGAAGAGAUCACGUCUAGCAAGUCUCGCCGUCUCCGCGAUUAUGGCCUACAGCACGGUGACAUGUUAUAUCUCAGCCCUGUCAACGGUGCAGUGUUAUUUGAUCAACCUUCUACGAGUGGUCAGGUACAUGAAAACAACAAGCCAUUUGGAGAACCGGUAGAGGCAGGUCCUUCAACAUCUGGCUCAGAGAUACCUCCAGUUGCUACAAGCAUAGCUGCUCGCCCAAUUGCAGUGGAAGAGGAUGAGGUGGACCUGCAACUAUCUCGCAUGUCUGGUAGUAUUCAGAGACAGAGGGAUGAGAAACUAUGCAGACACAAUUCGAAAGGUUGCUGCGUGCACUGCUCCCCGCUGGAGCCCUGGGACGAGGGAUAUCUAAAAGAACACAACAUAAAGCAUAUGUCAUUUCAUGCUUAUUUGCGCAAAAUUACGUCAGGCAACUUCAUCUCACUAGAUGAACUGUCCUGCAAAAUUAAACCAGGCUGUUCGGAGCAUCCACCGUGGCCCCGCGGCAUCUGCUCCAAGUGCCAGCCGGGCGCCGUGACGCUGAACCGGCAGCCGUACCGGCACGUGGACAACGUGCUGUUCGAGCACCCCGCCAUCGUGGAGCGCUUCCUGGCGUACUGGCGCGCCACGGGCCACCAGCGCGUCGGCUUCCUCUACGGCCGCUACGAACGCCACCCCGACGUGCCGCUCGGCAUCCGCGCGCGCGUCGCCGCCAUCUACGAGCCGCCGCAGUCGUCGGCGCGCGACUGCGUCAGUCUGUCGAGCGACCCGCGCGCGCCGCUGCUGCAGGAGCUGGCGGCGCGGCUGGGCCUGCGCCCCGUGGGCUGGAUCUUCACAGACCUGCUGCCGCUCGACGUGGCCACCGGCACCGUCAAGCACAUCCGGGGCGUGGACACUCACUUCCUGUCGGCGCAGGAGUGCAUCAUGGCGGGCCACUACCAGAACUUGCACCCCAACGCGUGCCGCCACGCCUCCUCCGGCUACUUCGGCUCCAAGUUCGUAACAGUGUGCGUCACAGGCGACAGUAACCUGCAGGUGCACCUGGAGGGCUACCAGGUGUCGGGGCAGUGCCAGGCGCUGGUGCGGGACGGCAUCCUGCUGCCGACGCGCGACGCGCCCGACCUCGGCUACAUCCGCGACUCGUCCGACAAGCAGUACGUGCCCGACGUCUACUACAAGGAGCGAGACGCGUACGGCAACGAGGUGGGCGUGUCGGCCAAGCGAGUGCCCGUGGCGUACUUGCUGGUGGACGUGCCGUGCGGCGUGGCGGCGGCCGCCGAGCCCACGUUCUGGCCGCGCGCCACGUUCCCGCCCGCCAACCGGCCGCUGCAGCACCACCUGCAGACGCUGCGCGCGCUGCAGGCGCAGCUGCAGGCCGCCGACUGCACGCUGGAGGCGCUGGCCGACCUGCACGCGCUGCUGUACCUGGCCACCAACGAGGCGCUGCCGCUGAGCCCGGCGGCGCUGCAGCCGCUGCUGGCGGCGGUGGCGGCGCGCGACGCGGCGGCGGCGGAGGCGUGGCGCGCGGCGCCGGCGGCGGGCACGCUGCUGCAGCUGGCGCGCGCGGCGGCGGACGAGCCGGCGGCGGGCGGCGCGGCGCCGGCCGUGUGGACGUGUCCGCUCUGCACCUUCCACAACGCGGCGCACGCGGACGCCUGCGAGAUGUGCGCCAUGCCCAGAAGCAACGCGAUGUAA